Molecule: messenger RNA, 1350 nt
Organism: Nerophis lumbriciformis (worm pipefish)
Lineage: Eukaryota; Metazoa; Chordata; Actinopteri; Syngnathiformes; Syngnathidae
Source: RefSeq, a predicted model, not a curated record
AUGGCCGUCGGUUACCUACGCCGCCGACUCCGCCGUCGGGCAUCUAGUUCAGUGUCAAAGUUCCUGAGUGGGAUACAGCACACCAAAGUCCAGAAGGACCUGUUUCUGCACGCUCCAUGUCAGAUCCUCAAUCUUAGUCUUCCCGGGGCCCCGUAUGCCUCUUGCCAGUCUAAAUGCUCCAAGCUAGAUUCUGCACAUCCCACCUUUGCAUGCCGCUACAUUGUCAACGACAUGGAUGUGGCGGUGGGUGACCGAGGCCUCUUUCUCUUUCCUCCACUAAGGCAGAUGAAUGAUUCAGGGGUAAGUGGAAGUGUGCUAAUAGUUCACCAGCUCCAUGAAGGGAAGCACCAAUAUGAAGUAGAAAAUGUUGUCAAGCACAACAAAUCAGGUGGAGGAAAACGCAUGAUAAUGAAAGGUGACAAGCUACUGAAAAUAAAUGGAAAUGAUCUGCAGCAUUUAACCCCUGAGGAGUUGGCUCAAACCAUAGCAGAGGGUCAGCCGAUGUUGACAGUGCACAAGUCGGUCAGGAAGAAACAUUCCAAUGAGCGGAAAUGCUCCACAGACGAUGCGCUCCAUGCCGUUUCUAAGGAGGCCACCUUACUCGAAUUCAGCAUGGAAAUGGUGCGAGAGGAAGACCUGCUACAGAGUAAAAUCAUUUCAGGUGGUGAUGAAGAAGAGAACGGCAGCGCCAAGGAAGAAGAUGCAGAGAGCAACGACCUUCUGGUCGUCACCAUGACUGAAACAAACUUCAUCAUGUUAAGGGGAAGGGGCUGUGAUGCUGGCGGCAGCUGUCGUGGAUGCCAAGGGACAGGAUGCACCCUUAAUGACAUUGUUAUGACCUCCAAGUCCAGCACUGUGACCCUUGUUUCAAGAGGAGGGGGCACUUUGAAACAAAUGACGAAAUUGAACACCCCAAUCGAACACAUUGCCUCGCACAAAUAUCUGAAAGCCCUGUGUCAACAGAAGACUCUCUAUGCUUCGUCUCAUCCAGAGAACUUGACCAUUUAUUACUACAAGUCAACUUGUUUGGACAAGCAUAAUCCAGUGACGUUGAACUUCACAGACUCCGACUGCUUUCUGAAGUGCUCCAAAAAAGAGGAGCAGGUGCUCCUGCAAGUGGAGGCAGUGGAUAAGGCAAAGCUGAAAACUAUUUCCAUGAAUGACGAGGGCACGCUUUCCUACGUCUUCUACUUGAAGACCGACAGCUCAAAGCAGCGAAAGUUCGAAUCUGCACUCUACCAGGGCUGGUACAUCCAAAUCACUGGUUCUGCUUCUGCAGAGUCUGUUAAAAUGGCCAAGUUUGAUCGACAGCAAGGAACUCAAUCUUUUCUCUUUAUCAUUACUACAUAA